AUGAGUUAAUUGGUUUCAUGUGGUAAAAGUAUUCUCAUACAUGAUUAAUCAAUGGACCCUAUUUUAAGAAUCAGUCCACAUAAAUCUAGUAUUAAUUGUUGCAUUUGGAAUCACAAUAAUUGUGUAAUUGCAAGUUGCGGCAAUGAUGGAGUUAUCGUUUUGAGUCGAUCUACUGAUGGUUAAUCACUUCUGCCUUUGGAGCAUAAUGGAAAAGCAAUUAAUGCGAUUUCAUUCACAUCAAAUAGUCAAUAUUUAGCAAGUGGAGGUCAUGAUUCAAUUGUGCGGGUAUGGGAUUUGAAAAAGAAAACUAUUCAAAGUCAUCUCAAAGGACAUUAUUCAUAGAUUAAUUCUUUACAUUGGAAUUCUGCAAACACCCUAAUUGCAAGUGCUUCUAACGUAGGCGAUAUUCUUGUCCAUGAUGUAAGUACAUAGAUAGCAGUAUCCACUUUCAAUUUAAAAGGAUCAAAAACCCCUGGAUUUAAGGCAGUUAAGUUUAUGAGCAAAAAUCUCUUGUGUUCAGGCAGUAAUGAUGGGUCUGUGACAAUCUUUGAUCUAAAUAAAAAUGAAUAUCAUUGCAAUUUCUCAUCCUAACAUACAAGUAAAGUGACAGGACUAAGUGUUACUUAAUCGUUAGUCUGCAGUGUUGGAACCGAUUAAAAAUGUCAUCUUUAUAGUAUUGUUGAUAAAAAGGUAACUCAUACAAUUGCGUGUGAAAAUCCAUUGAAUUCAGUGGCAAUGCAAAAUGACGAUUAUUCUGUUACCGUGGGCACUCUCUAUGGAUAGAUCUAUGUGUACGAUAUAAGAAUGACCUAAAAGCCUAAAUUGCAGUUUAGAGGACACGACAACUCUAGUGUAAACUAUAUGGAAUAUUAAAACAUUGAAGCGUAAUCUCAACAACCUCCAGCAUCAUAAAGACUGUUAAAUGAAAGCAACUUGAGUGUGCAAUCGUAACUAAAGAUCAAUUAAGCUAAAUCCCCAACUAUUUAGGAUAUUAAGAAGGAUAGUAGUAAGGAUUUGAAUGCUUUGAGUAAUAAGGAGUCAAUGAUUAAGAUUGAGUAACAAAAGCAAAUGCAAUAUGAUCAAUUCCAAUCUCGUGUGUAAUCAAGUUAGUAAUCUAAAUUUGACUAAAGUACUAGCAAAAUCGAGGACAUCUCUAGAAAAUACGAGGUGAGCAGAGUUAUUGGAGGAUAAAACGACUUCACUGAUGAGUAGAAGAAAUUCAUUCAGCAACAGAUCAAUGAAUAAUCAUAUCAAUUAAAAAAGAUUGUUUAAGAUAGUGUUAGUUCGAUGCAUAUUGACAUGAUUAGACAGUUCUAGAUUUAACAGAAUGAAAUGCAACAACUCUUGGAUCAAGAAUCUCAUAAUUAGAACAAGAGAAUCAAUAGUUAAAAAGAUAAUCGUAUUGAAAUACAUUAAUAAUUUAUGUUAUAAGUUUAUCUUGUUAGAUGUGAUUGUUUUAAAAUACAGCAACUCAUUCCAAAUAGAUUCUUUUGUAUUCUAUUUUAUGCCAUAUGCAUUAUUGAUUUAAUCUUACUUCUAUUUUCGUGUUCCUUUUUUAUUCUACCUUACCAAUAAGAGGACUUCCAAUAGCAAUUUAUAAUUGAAAAAGAAACUAUAGAUUGGUCUCUGAACUUGAAUUAAAAGCAAUUUGGACAAUACUCAAUACUCGGAGAACUCAAUGAUUAAAAAUUCAGAUUCAUCUAAAAUCACUACGAUCCUUAUUUUGAAACCAACAAUACAACAUACUACUAGAAAAUAAAUUUUCAUGAAUUUUUUGGGUUCGUUGAUCAGAAGUUGGCUAACAUGAUGUUGCCACAAACAUAUUGUUUAUAACUCUAUAUAUCAAAACUAAAAACAUAAAAAAUUAUAAAAAAAUUGCCAUAAUGCAAUAUGUCAAGUGGCAUACCUGUAACUCCUUGGUAUUGGAAGGGGGAAAAAUUAUAUAUUUUGACUGAUAUUUGUUUAAAGUUAUCAAUGAAGAAGGAUAAAUUAUAUUUUUUAAGGAGGGUGCUUUUAAGAAUGGUUUUAUUUAUAAAGAACUAAUAGAUGAUGAAGCUACAAGUUUUGAAAACCUAUCAUUGUAACUAAGACAUGUUGAUGACCCAUAUAUUCAUGGAAUUACAAUUUCUGGAGAAACUGGUAGAACCAUUUAAACACUUGCUUUAGUUAUCUUUAAUAUAUUAUUCCUUCUUAUUUGGUAUUUCUGGUACCAUAUAUAUGAUAUUAAUUUACUUUAUUUUGUCAAUAAGAAAAAGGAAUGAAAUUUAAUAUGUAUGA
Molecule: messenger RNA, 2277 nt
Organism: Paramecium tetraurelia
Lineage: Eukaryota; Ciliophora; Oligohymenophorea; Peniculida; Parameciidae
Exons: 6
Biological process (GO): microtubule nucleation; mitotic cell cycle
Cellular component (GO): ciliary basal body; spindle pole; centriole
Molecular function (GO): gamma-tubulin binding
Source: RefSeq, a predicted model, not a curated record